Molecule: messenger RNA, 2277 nt
Organism: Procambarus clarkii (red swamp crayfish)
Lineage: Eukaryota; Metazoa; Arthropoda; Malacostraca; Decapoda; Cambaridae
Source: RefSeq, a predicted model, not a curated record
AUGGUGUCUCUUGGCCCCAUGACUUAUGCUGUAGGUACAGUACAAGCUUAUGCUGCAGGUAUAGUACAAGCUUAUGCUGCAGGUAUAGUACAAGCUCAUGCUGCAGGUACAGUACAAGCUUAUGCUGCAGGUACAGUACAAGCUUAUGCUGCAGGUACAGUACAAGCUUAUGCUGCAGGUAUAGUACAAGCUUAUGCUGCAGGUAUAGUACAAGCUCAUGCUGCAGGUACAGUACAAGCUUAUGCUGCAGGUACAGUACAAGCUUAUGCUGCAGGUACAGUACAAGCUUAUGCUGCAGGUAUAGUACAAGCUCAUGCUGCAGGUACAGUACAAGCUCAUGCUGCAGGUACAGUACAAGCUCAUGCUGCAGGUACAGUACAAGCUCAUGCUGCAGGUACAGUACAAGCUUAUGCUACAGGUACAGUACAAGCUCAUGCUGCAGGUACAGUACAAGCUUAUGCUGCAGGUAUAGUACAAGCUUAUGCUGCAGGUAUAGUACAAGCUUAUGCUGCAGGUAUAGUACAAGCUCAUGCUGCAGGUACAGCACAAGCUUAUGCUGCAGGUACAGUACAAGCUCAUGCUGCAGGUAUAGUACAAGCUCAUGCUGCAGGUACAGUACAAGCUUAUGCUGCAGGUAUAGUACAAGCUUAUGCUGUAGGUACAGUACAAGCUUAUGCUGUAGGUACAGUACAAGCUUAUGCUUCAGGUAUAGUACAAGCUUAUGCUUCAGGUAUAGUACAAGCUUAUGCUGCAGGUACAGUACAAGCUUAUGCUGCAGGUACAGUACAAGCUUAUGCUGCAGGUACAGUACAAGCUUAUGCUGCAGGUACAGUACAAGCUUAUGCUGCAGGUAUAGUACAAGCUUAUGCUGCAGGUAUAGUACAAGCUCAUCCUGCAGGUACAGUACAAGCUCAUGCUGCAGGUAUAGUACAAGCUUAUGCUGCAGGUACAGUACAAGCUUAUGCUGCAGGUACAGUACAAGCUUAUGCUGCAGGUACAGUACAAGCUUAUGCUGCAGGUACAGUACAAGCUUAUGCUGCAGGUAUAGUACAAGCUUAUGCUGCAGGUAUAGUACAAGCUUAUGCUGCAGGUACAGUACAAGCUCAUGCUGCAGGUAUAGUACAAGCUUAUGCUGCAGGUUCAGUACAAGCUUAUACUGUAGGUACAGUACAAGCUCAUGCUGCAGGUACAGUACAAGCUUAUGCUGCAGGUACAGUACAAGCUCAUGCUGCAGGUAUAGUACAAGCUUAUGCUGCAGGUACAGUACAAGCUUAUGCUGUAGGUACAGUACAAGCUCAUGCUGCAGGUACAGUACAAGCUUAUGCUGCAGGUAUAGUACAAGCUCAUGCUGCAGGUACAGUACAAGCUUAUGCUGCAGGUAUAGUACAAGCUCAUGCUGCAGGUACAGUACAAGCUCAUGCUGCAGGUAUAGUACAAGCUCAUGCUGCAGGUACAGUACAAGCUUAUGCUGCAGGUACAGUACAAGCUUAUGCUGUAGGUAUAGUACAAGCUCAUGCUGCAGGUACAGUACAAGCUCAUGCUACAGGUACAGUACAAGUUUAUGCUGCAGGUAUAGUACAAGCUUAUGCUGCAGGUACAGUACAAGUUUAUGCUGCAGGUAUAGUACAAGCUUAUGCUGCAGGUAUAGUACAAGCUUAUGCUGCAGGUACAGUACAAGCUUAUGCUGCAGGUACAGUACAAGCUUAUGCUGCAGGUACAGUACAAGUUUAUGCUGCAGGUAUAGUACAAGCUUAUGCUGCAGGUACAGUACAAGCUUAUGCUGCAGGUACAGUACAAGCUUAUGCUGCAGGUACAGUACAAGCUUAUGCUGCAGGUACAGUACAAGCUUAUGCUGCAGGUAUAGUACAAGCUUAUGCUGCAGGUACAGUACAAGCUUAUGCUGCAGGUAUAGUACAAGCUUAUGCUGCAGACACCAGAUAUGUCAUUGUGAGUGAUUAUAACUUAGAGGUGAGUGAUUAUAACUUACAGGUGAGUGAUUAUAACUUACAGGUGAGUGAUUAUAACUUACAGGUGAGUGAUUAUAACUUACAGGUGAGUGAUUAUAACUUACAGGUGAGUGAUUAUAACUUACAGGGAAGUGAUUAUAACUUACAGGUGAGUGAUUAUAACUUACAGGGAAGUGAUUAUAACUUACAGGUGAGCGAAUACAUUAUACAGGGGAGUGAAUGCAUUAUACAGGUGAGUGAAUACAUUAUACAGAAACACGUCAGCUCUCCAAUUGUUGCAAAUUUAAGUCUUAAAAUUGAACUUCUAUAG